CAUUCAUUAACCGGGACCCAGACCCGAUAAUAGCAUCCCUACUACAAUAACAUGGGUAACAUGAACGGACAUACGAGCAAUGAGGCACAGUUGAAGGUUCUCAUCAUCGGCGCAGGACCGGCGGGAUGCGCAAUUGCUCACGGUUUGAAGAAGAACGACAUAUCAUUCAGCAUCUUCGACAGGGCCAAGUCUGUGGAAGCAACCCGCCACUGGGCCUUCACCGUCGGUUGGAGUCGACCGUUCCUCUGUGACCUUUUGCCCGAAGAGCUCGCGAACCGCUUGACUGAAUGUCAGGUUGACCCGGCCAUUGACUGCCAGAGCAUCGGAAAAGACGAGAUCGUUAUAUAUGACGGCGUGACCAAGAAAGAUGAAUUCAAGUUUCCGGUUCCGGGCGGCAAGGAGAUCAACAUGCGAAAGAUCCGAACUAUGUGCGCUGAGAACCUCGAUAUCCAGUACAACAAGAAACUGUUAGAUAUCGAGUAUCACGACCACGGCGUAACCGCUCACUUCGACGAUGGUACCUCCGAAACCGGCAGCAUCCUCAUUGGCGUCGACGGCGCCAGUUCCCAGGUCCGGCGGUGUCUUCUUGGUCGCGCCGCCCAAGCCGAAGUCCUCCCCUUCGUGCUCAUGAACUUCAAUACCAAAUACACCGCCGAGCAAGCCCUCUUCAUCAAAGAGCGGCUGCAUCCGCUUGUCGACAUCGCCAUUAACCCGUCUGGUCACUACAUCCGCCUCAACGUGCUUGAUAUGGAUGACCGAGAGAGACCCGAGACGUGGAGUUUCCAGAUCCUCUCGACGUGGGCACCGAAGUGCGUUGAAGAUUACGAUAACGAGACUGACCGGUUGAAGAGACUAAAGGAGCAUUUUCGGAGAGACAACUGGGCGGAGCCGUAUAGGUCGGCGGUGGAGUGGGCGCCGGAUGACACGGAGGUGCUUAGAGAUCAGCUUAAGAUUUGGAAGACAGUACCGUGGGAGAAUCAUGGGGGCAGGGCAACGUUGGCGGGAGAUGCAGCGCAUGCUAUGACGUUUCAUCGUGGCCAGGGUGCCAACAACGCCUUCGGCGACGCGUACGGCUUCGUGCUCGCAAUGAAGAAGGUCAAGUCUGGAGAGAAGACGCUCAAGGAGGCUGUGGAUGAGUACGACAGUAAUGUGCAAGAGCGAGGGGCGAAGGAAGUCCAGAUCUCGAAGUCCCAAACCUUCUUUACACAUGAUUGGGCCGCGUUCAAGGAUAGUCCGGUUAUGACGAUGGGAACGAAGCCGGUGGCGGCGUUUGAGCUUCCGGAAAGUGCGAAGGUUCCUAAGGCGUGAGCUAUGAUGGAUGGCUGUCUAAUAUUCUUUUCUUGAGAUCAGCCCAUUGUAGAUAUUUAAUUACUUCUCUGUCUGCCUUGGUUCUUGAUGAGGCUUUCCCCUUGAUAAUUUCUCCUCCUAAACCAUGUGAAUCAGGACCGAGACUACUAUUCCCCGAUUAAACUACGCCAUCCAAAGCCCAAGCCACAUGAAAUCAAACACCCACACUGAAUCACCUCAAACCUUGACCCCAGUAUUCCACCCCACGGCCGCUCUAACAAUCCUCUCCACGACCUC
This is a messenger RNA of Mytilinidion resinicola, 1584 nucleotides long. RefSeq names its product FAD/NAD(P)-binding domain-containing protein. The record is from RefSeq and is a predicted model, not a curated record. The coding region runs from base 52 to 1308 and encodes 418 amino acids. The transcript is spliced from 5 exons. Gene Ontology annotation, molecular function: FAD binding. Lineage: Eukaryota; Fungi; Ascomycota; Dothideomycetes; Mytilinidiales; Mytilinidiaceae.